Messenger RNA from Schistosoma margrebowiei, 618 nucleotides. The record is from the annotation of a GenBank genome assembly. Lineage: Eukaryota; Metazoa; Platyhelminthes; Trematoda; Strigeidida; Schistosomatidae.
UCUCAAUCAUUUCAAAUAUUGACGUGUUAUUCUUUAAAUUACUGAGUUCAUACAUCCAUCAGUUUGUCCAAUGGUUAUGAUGUAAUUUGUAGAAGAUUUUUAUUAACACAUUGUUGAUAUAUAGAGGGCUACAAUAUCAAGGCAUCUAUCAAAGAGACUCAUUCAAUCCAAUUCUGAAUAGAAGCAAUACAUAUUAUUCUAAAACGCUUAGCAGCGGUAAUGGAUAACAGAUCCGUUCUGUUUUAUAGUUCAUCUCUAUUCAAAUCAAUUUAGUGUUGUGAUAUGUAUCAUUUUGUUUAUCUUUUUCUUCUCGAGGUGUUUACAAUGAUAUCAACCAAAGAAAUCAAUAAACAUGAUACUCAACGAGAGUGUAACCAACAAUUUGAGAUUUAUGCAAAUAAUAAUUCAAUGUUGAAUGGUGUCAUGCAUAGUAAACAAUACAAUAUGAUGAAACAUAAACCAAAUGAAAAUGCAUUACAUCAAAUUGAAACUAUUCCAUCAAUGAUAGAUGAUAUCACUAAUGCAUUAGAACAAUUCGAACUCAAUCCAUCUUAUUUUUGUCUUGAUUAUGAAGAUGAAAUUUAUUAUAGUGAAUUUGAUUACAAUCUAGAUAGUUGA